Molecule: messenger RNA, 3383 nt
Organism: Daphnia carinata
Lineage: Eukaryota; Metazoa; Arthropoda; Branchiopoda; Diplostraca; Daphniidae
Gene: sca
Product: protein scabrous-like
Exons: 4
Coding region: 276-2540 (754 amino acids)
Source: RefSeq, a predicted model, not a curated record
AACCGAAGCCAGUCGAGUUCCGAGCUUCAAGCAGUGAACUACGUGUGCAGCACUCCGGCUUUAGCUCACCCUCCCCCCUUAGUAUCAUUUUUGUUUUUGUGUGACCGUUUGUUAUUUGAUCCAACGACGUUUUAUUUUUAUUCAAACGAAACGGACAAAACACACACACAAAAAAAGACAAUUCGAUACAAUUUUCAUGUGUGAAUUUUAAGAGUUUCUGUACGAGUUUUCGUUUGCGACCGCCUCCCCUUUGGUGUUUGAUUAACGACAAGAGAAUGGCCACGAUGGCAGAGUUCAAGUGUCUGUUAGUUCUGGUCGCAGUGUGCGUUUGUAGUUGUGAAGUCGAUCCGUCGGUGACGACCGUGUCAUCGACGACCAACACUUUGUUAAAGACCGAUUCGGAAUUGGACGGUGCCGUCGUGCUGCAAGUGGAAGGCCAAAGACUCGGCGAAUUGACCAAACAAAUGGCCGAAACCAACCGGGCGCUCGAAGAGCUGCUGGCCACUAAAUUACGUGACAUCCAUUACGCCUCGGUCAUUGGUGAAUUGCGCGCAGAGAUUGACGCUCUCAGACGUGACAUGGAACACGUCCGAGAAGCGGCACUUGCGCCCACCGGGCAACAUCUUGUCGCGGAGCCGACGGCGACAUCAUCGGAGAACGAGCAGAAGACGCUCCACUGGCUCCAAUCGUCGCUGGCCGAAAUGAAAGGCGAGAUCCUGGACCUGAACCGAUCGGUCAACGUGUCCCGCCAGCUGCAACAACAGCAGGAAACGGCCGGCCAACUCCAGUUGACACGAUCCGAUGUGGCCGCCCUGCAGGCUCAGGUGGCCGACGACGCCGCCCAUCGCCAACAAAUCAAUCAAUCGAUCCAGCAGGUCCGCGACGACGUCCAGAGGCUCGACCAGCACCAGCAGCUCAACACGGCUCAAUUGGACCGGCUCGAGAACAACAUGGCUGAUAUUCGUCUGGAAGUGCAGUUGUCUCGCAAAAUGAUGGCCAUGUCGGUCGAGCACGAAGAGCCCGUCGUCAACAUGCUCAAGACCAAGAAGAACCAAAGGAGAAGGACCCGAUCCGUCAUCGAUGAUGAAGACCAAACUAAUCGACUGUCCACGACGACGGCGUCCCAGCCCCGGCACAAGAUCCGCCACCAUCGCAGGGAGCUCAACCACGAAAUCCACACGUUGAGAAAGAUGGUGAAAACAUUGGCCAGCGAGCAGCACGAUUUGCAGAAGCAAAUGGUGCUUUUGAGUCAAAUGAGAACGACAGCCGAGUCCAACGUCCACAAAAUGGAGACCGAACUGAAGGCUGUGCUCAAGCGGCUGGACAGCGAACCGAGAUGUGCGGCCAAUCAUCACAACGCCGAAGAUGUGGCUGAAAUCAGCUCGCAGAAUAAGAAGCUUGCCGAGACGGUGGAUCGGCUAUCGUUGAAAGUCUCUGGAGUUGACCAGGUGCAAUCGUCGACGCUUCAACUGUUUGAAGCGAUGGAACGAUUGGAAGAGCGUUACGACGACAACAUCAGCGAGCUUCAACGUGAAGUGGCCAAGCUCGAGUACAAUGACGGCCAACUGACAUCCACCGUUCACACGUUGCGAGAGGAUCAGGGCGAACAGCUGGAACUCGUCAAAUCGCUGCGGAUGACGACGACGCUGUUGCAAGAGCAGGUGCAAGCCGACCAGAUCCGCUCGGCCCUUUUGCUGGCCAAACUGACCAACAACACGCUGGCCAUGAUGAACCAAAGCCACGGCCAGCAAGUCCAGAACUGGAGAUUGGCCCAGCUGGAGCAAUCCAUCCAGUCGGCUCAGUCUAUCGAAUCGCUUAGACAGAGUCUGUCUCAUUUGGAACACGAAUACAACAAUCUAGCGCACAAUUUGCCCCACGAUUGCCGCGAGGUGUCUUCAACGGGCGUGAAUUUCAUCCUGCCGCGUGAAUCGGCCGAGGUCGUCAAGGUCUACUGCGACCAGGAGACUUCCGGCGGCGGGUGGACGCUCAUCCAGCGCCGCUCGGACGGAAAGGAAGACUUUAACCGGAACUGGGCCGCUUACAAAUCAGGUUUCGGCUCGGUCCUCGGAGAAUUCUGGCUCGGCAACGACAACCUCCACCGUCUAACGAAAGAUAACGCGACGAUGCUGCGCGUGGACCUGUGGGACAUUUACGGCCAGUACUGGUGGGCGGAAUACGACAGCUUCCUGGUCGGCAACGAGAACGACGGCUACGCCGUCCAAUUCCACGGCUACACGGGCAACGCUUCGGACGCCAUGGCCUCGUACCACCAGUCGAUGAAAUUCAGCACCCGAGACAACGACCAGGAUCUCAGCAACACAAACUGCGCCGAUAGUUACCAGGGCGGAUGGUGGUACUCGCACUGUCAGCACGUCAACAUCAACGGCAAAUACGCGCUCGGAUUGACUUGGUACGACAGCCUGGAAAACGAAUGGAUCGCGCUGGCCAAAGUGGAGAUGAAGGUGCGCGACAAGCGCAUUUUCAACCAGCCGGCAACGACGACGACGGCGAGCGUUAGCACGACACCGUCUGUUCAUUGAAUGUGAACAAGAAAUCAACAAAAAAAAAAAAUCCCAUCCGUCAAGUCGUUCGCUAUCGUACGAGGCGAUGUCGGAUCGAAAGGCCUAGUCCAAGUUGUUCCCCGUUCGUGCACUUUAACGCAAACCCUUCUACCCCCCUGUGGCGCACUUAAAUUGGGGGGAAAAAAUGUAUCCAUGUUAUUCUAACGAUCUGCCACAUGUGUUUUUGUUUGACUGUUCCAGCUUUUCAAAUCAUCGCCUGACGCCACCAACAAACUGGCGCACAAAAUCAGGACGAUCACCCACUGAUCCGAUUUAUUUUAAGUGUAUUCGGAUAUGUAAAUGUAAACCUAGUCUGCACGAAAGACGUAUUUUAUUUGAUGGGCGGGAAUGAUUUCGUUUUUUUUUUUUUUGUCAAUAUGUACACAACUAGAAUUUUUGCUCGCCUAACAUAAGAUUUCUCGAUUGAAAAUUGGCCAUCCCGAUGUGUGCUCUGGUACGUUUUGUAACUGGGUUCCGUCAAUGGUUAUUCUAUCGUUCGUUUUUUGUUUUUUUUUCUGUGUCAAGUUUUUCAUUUCGAUUAGGAUAUUUUUUUUUUCUUCGGUGUGCAUAACACAUAUCAUAUUAUAUAAAUUACGGCGAGAGGAGAUGAUGUUUGUGUUUCGUUGGUAGGUUGCGUGCAACGGCUUGGUUACUGCUCUUGCAAACUAUAAAUGUACAUGUUCAUAAUCCUCUGCUUUUCUGUGCUGGCAUUUGCGUGCAGGAUAUAGCAAGGGACCUACACCGUGUGUGUCUACUAUAUACAUAUAUAUCUCGUGGUCGUCAUUGAUUGACGAGCUGAACAAAAACAUUGAACAAACAAAC